Molecule: messenger RNA, 1813 nt
Organism: Mollisia scopiformis
Lineage: Eukaryota; Fungi; Ascomycota; Leotiomycetes; Helotiales; Mollisiaceae
Exons: 3
Coding region: 1-1704 (567 amino acids)
Cellular component (GO): nucleus
Molecular function (GO): protein binding
Source: RefSeq, a predicted model, not a curated record
AUGGACCUCCCCUGGCUCUUCUCAACAUACACUCCCUCCUCCGCCUGCGAAAUCAGCCCCCACGUCCCCUUAUCCCCAGAUCACUUCGCCACCGAAUCAGACGAAGUCAUCGCCCUGACCCAAAGCCUCGCAUCUCUGCCCUACGAUCCAGAAACAUGGCUCAAUCGCGCACAUUCCCUUCGUUUGUUGGGCUACCCGGAACUCAGUCUCGGCGACGCAUAUAAAGCCCGUCUACUCGUCGAAGCGGGCCUUGAUCCUAUGCCUUCAAUCCUAGGUGAGGAUGUAAGGAAAGCCUCAAGAAAGAAAAUUCAUGUCCUGCAUACCACGGACCCAGCGUGGAAGAGAUGGGCGCAUACCGUGUCAACACCUCAACUACUCGCCGAAAAGGUGGGGGAAAUGCUGAAGAGGCUAGAAUUGCAGGUCUGGACCGAGCUGAUGGAGGGUCUCAUGGCGGCGAAUUGCGCGAGGGAUUAUCAGCGCUUGGCGAGGGAGGCGGUGGAGAAGUUUCCAGAGGAUGAGUUCUUCCCGAGCGAGGUCGUUAAUGCGAAUUCUUGGUUUGCGCAGAGGAAGGUGUUGCUGGAGCAGGCGGUUGAGAGGGGCGAGAUGAGUGAGGGCAGUGCGGAGACGACGUUGGGGAAUGGGGGGGUGUAUCCGGUGGCUUAUCCGUGGAUGAGUGAGGGGAAUGGGUUUCUUGGGCGAAGCGAGGAGGUGUUUGAGGGUAUUCAGGAGGAUUUCAGGAGGGUUUCUGAUAACUGCAUGGUAGUCCGAAGCACAAUCCGCAACACCCCAGCCGGCGAUGGACAAGAAGCAACAACAGAAGAGGACUGCAUCGGCGCCAUCGCAACCCGACCUAUCCUCGCCGGCGAGACAAUCCUAAUAGACAGCAUGUCCACCGGCACCGUAGGCGUCGACGCCGACCCCGACGGCUGUCCCACCUGCUGCGCAUCCCCCGUCUCCAAUUUCUGGAAUACCUGCUGCCCAACCCUCUACUGUUCCCAAACCUGCGCCUCCCUCGCCCUAUCCACAUUCCACGCCCCCCUCUGCGGCAAAGACGUCUCCUACCUCUACGAAGCCGCUAAAAAAGCCACCGCCACAACAGACUUCUCACUCGAUGCCCUGCUCCUCCUUCGCGUCCUAGCUCUAACGCUAGAAGAAGCCAAAGAACACCCCUUACUAAGUAAAGUCCUCGUGAGACUAACCCCCGCAUACGGCUUCAAGAACCCAAACCUCAUCAUCUUUAACUUUACCGAUCACAUCCAAACCCCCACAUCCAUCCUCCUCACCCUCGGCAUCGACGUCUUCGCCGCCCCUACAUACGAUACUUGGGUCUUGCACACGAUCAAAUGCCGCUUGCAGAACAACAAGCACGGACAGACGCUCGGCGAUUGGCCCGGCACGAGUAUCAGUGGCUUGUAUAGUAUGCUGAAUCAUAGCUGUGAGCCGAAUGUGGAUUGGAGGCAUGAGAGCGCGAGUUGUGCGGUUACGAUGUUUGCUACGAGGGAGGUGGCGGUCGGGGAGGAGUUGUGUAUUAGUUAUAUUGGGGCGAGGGGGGAUGGGUUGGGGGUGCGGGAGAGGAGGAGGAUGUUGAUGGGGUGGUUUGGGAUGGAUUGUGGGUGUGGCAGGUGUGUUAGGGAGGCGAGGGAGGAGGAGGAGGGUCUGAAAACGGAAUUAGAGGCUGGGAUGAAGACGUUGGCUGUGCUGUGAGAGGUCUCUUUUGCUUUCGAGUGCUCGUAGAUGGUUGCCUGAAUAGACUUUGAAUCACAAUUGCAUAUUUUGCGGAUUUGUUCGCUGCCUCAUUUCUUAAGGAGGUCUC